AUGUUGAUUUUACUGGACAUGGGCUCGCUGUCCGUUCAGGAAAGGCAGACGCCAACAACUACUACGAUUGCCACGGUCAGCUUUUCAUUGAUGACCUCUGCGGCUCUUGUCGCCUCCGCGUUCGGCAUUAUCAGGUAUUUUUGGAUGAAGUUCAGGAAGCCUUUCAACUUCUUCCUGUGUCACCACAAGGUCGCCACCGGAAGCUAUGCCCGGCUCCUUAAGAUGGAGCUGGACAAGUACGGUUAUAGGAGCUUCAUCGAUUGUGAUGACCUGCAGGACCUGAGCAGGCUCUUCGGCUACGUCAGCCACGGAACCGAGACGAUGGUUAUCUUCGGCAGCCGCGACGUCUUUACACGGAAGUGGUGUCUAGGGGAGAUCAUGACGGCCCGGAUACACGAAGUCCAGACGGUUUUGCUGAGUUUUCCUGGCUUUGCUGCGCCGGACGAG
Messenger RNA from Symbiodinium sp. CCMP2456, 447 nucleotides. The record is from the annotation of a GenBank genome assembly. NCBI's taxonomy places the organism in Eukaryota, Dinophyceae, Suessiales, Symbiodiniaceae.